Molecule: messenger RNA, 1347 nt
Organism: Epithele typhae
Lineage: Eukaryota; Fungi; Basidiomycota; Agaricomycetes; Polyporales; Epitheliaceae
Product: DUF185-domain-containing protein
Exons: 7
Coding region: 1-1347 (448 amino acids)
Biological process (GO): mitochondrial respiratory chain complex I assembly
Cellular component (GO): mitochondrion
Molecular function (GO): protein-arginine omega-N symmetric methyltransferase activity
Source: RefSeq, a predicted model, not a curated record
AUGCCAUACUUUAUCAUAUUCCUUGAGUUUGAGUGGGAUGGCUUCAUCGUGGUUGAGACGACAGGUCCCAUAACCUUCGCCGACUACAUGCACACGUGCCUCUCACACCCGCAACUUGGGUACUACAUGAACCCUGCACAUCACGUCAUUGGUUCAAAGGGGGACUUCAUCACUAGUCCCGAAAUCAGUCAAGUAUUUGGCGAACUCCUGGCAGUAUGGCUAUUGUCGCAAUGGUUGACUUCGGGAAUGUCAAGAGAAGUCCGACUCGUGGAACUCGGUCCUGGUCGCGGAACGCUCAUGCACGAUGUACUACGAGUAUUCUCACAAUUCCCGCAGGCACGGAAUGCAGUCAAAGACGUCCACCUUGUUGAGACGAGUCGGGCGAUGCGCACCAAGCAAGAGUCGAAACUGACCAAUAUCACUCAGAAAAACGGAUGGCGGCUGCAUUGGCAUGACGAGCUAAUCGAGAUCAAGCCCGAUGCCAAUAAAUUCACACUUCUAGUCGCGCACGAGUUUUUCGACGCCCUCCCCUUUCGUUUGUUCCAGAAAAGCGAGCGUGAUUGGCGCGAGGUGCUCAUCGAUGUAGGCCCUGACCCCUCGGAGCCCGUCAUUUUGAGACCAGGUGACAACACCAGCAAGCCCACGUUGGAUUUCUCUCCAUUGACUCAGCAACCGCGGUUACGCCAAGUCGUAUCGCAUCCAUUGCUCGAAGCUUCUGUAUUGUGCAACUCUUCGACACGCUUUCCCAAAUUACCGAUUGGGUCGCGGAUAGAAGUUUCACCUGCGUCUUUCAGCGUCGCACGUAGAAUCGGAGAGCUCCUGCACGUAAACGGUCUUAAUAGCGCUUGGGACAGUACUGCUGGAAGUGCACUCAUCGUCGACUACGGCGAUGACAAGGUUUACGGGAAUUCCUUCCGUGCAUUCAGAAAUCAUAAGCUCGCCGACGUCUUCCAUCGCCCGGGUGAAUGCGACUUGACCGUUAACGUCGACUUUGCGUAUCUCAGAGAGGCCACCGAAGAUCUCGUGUCAUCGCACGGCCCAAUCACGCAAUCGGCUUUCCUCGAGCGCAUGGGUAUCAAGCAGCGCGUCGCCGCCCUCGCGGCAUCCACGCAAGACGACAAACGCCGGAACGACAUCGAGAAUGCCGCGAAGCGGCUCGUCGACCCGACGGGCAUGGGCACCCAGUACAAGGUCAUGGCUCUCACCGGGAAGCCGCUCGGGCGCAUGGACGACGCAGAGCGGUGGCCGUUCCUCGACCUCGACCCCCCUGCGGCCUCGUCUGCGGCGGCGGCGGCGGCAAGCCAACCGCGCGGCGGAGGCGCAAGUGCGGCGACGGUGCGGCUGUAG